AAGUGCUGUGUGGAGGCGCGAGCCCGGCAGGCUUCGGCCUUUGAUGGAAGAGGAGGAGCCCGGCCUCAGGCGGGGUCAUGGGUAGUAGGAUCGAAUGCGUGUUUUUCAGCGAGUUUCACCCGACCCUCGGUCCGAAAAUCACCUUCCAGGUACCUGAGGAGUAUAUCUCAAGAGAAUUAUUUGAUACAGUCCAAGUCUACAUCAUAACAAAGCCAGAGUUACAGAACAAACUCAUUACUGUUACUGCAAUGGACAAGAAGCUGAUUGGCUGCCCUGUAUGCAUAGAACAUAAGAAAUAUGUGAGGAAUGCACUGCUCUUCAAUUUGGGCUUUGUUUGUGAUGCGAAAGCCAAGACCUGCUCCUUGGAGCCAAUUGUUAAAAAACUGGCAGGAUAUCUCACUACACUGGAGCUUGAAAGUGGUUUCAUCUCUAAUGAUGACAGCAAGCAGAAACUGGUCCCACUGAUGACCAUCAUUCUGGAGGAUUUGAAUGCCCGUGGAGAGUGUUCUCUGCCAAUAGAUGAAUCCAAUACCAUUCACCUAAAGGUAAUUGCACAGCGGAGAGACCAGCCUGUGGUACAGGAGUAUGAUGUGCCAGUGUUCACUGAGUGUAAAGAAGAUUUUAUCAAAAUUCACUGGGACCUCACAACACAGCAGAUUCUACCAUACAUCGACGGAUUCCGUCAUAUCCAGAAGAUCUCAGCAGAAGCAGAUGUGGAAUUGAACCUGGUGCGGAUUGCAGUGCAGAAUUUAUUGUACUAUGGAGUUGUGACUUUAAUUCCAAUAUUCCAGUAUUCGAAUGUGUACUGCCCUACCCCCAGGGUGCAAGAUCUUGUGGAUGACAAGUCCUUGCAGGAGGAGUGUUUGGCAUUUGUUACAAAGCCAGGACACAAGCGUGCCAAUCUACGAGAUGUCUUCCAGUUGUACUGUGGUCUCAGCCCUGGCACCACAGCUCGUGAUCUCUGCUCCCGCUACGCUCAGCAACUUCAGCACGUGGAUGAAAGAAAGCUGAUUCAGUUUGGCCUAAUGAAAGGACUGAUUCGCAGGCUGCACAAGUACCCAGUCAAGGUGAAUUGUGAUGAAAGGAACCGAUCACCACGUCUCUAUACCGGUUCACAUAGCUACGAUGAGAUCUGCUGCAAAACAGGAAUUAGUUACAAGGAAUUGGACGAGAGGCUGGAGAAUGACUCGAAUAUCAUUGUGUGCUGGAAGUGAGAGUGCACCUGGUGUUGAACUGUGCAGUUUUGCAUAAAGAUGAUCAGGAGACUCCAAACCAAAAGAUGGCUUUGUAAAAGAAAUGUGAGAAAACAACUGAAAAUGCUGACCUGAAGUGGGUCAGCUCUGAUGGCCUGCAGGACUGGUAAAAUCUCCUGGCCUGCUCUCCGAAUUUAAAACUAAGCAAAGAAGUGUGCAAUACAAUUUCCCCUUUAAUAGAUUCUGACUCAUAGAAGUGACGACACCUCUUAAACUUGCAUAGGUGUAGUUUUUGCAUUCAGCUAUUAUGUGCUGUAUGUGUGCAUCUUUUCAUAAAUAUGGAAUUACCAUUCUGGCCCGUGUAAAUCUCCCAUUGUUUACAAUCCAUUUUCUGGUAAUUAUUCCCUCAACUGUUACUUUGCUCGCUGUUCUGUGCUGUGCUGAUGGUCUCAGCUAGGACACCAGAUAAGAUGGAGUCUCUGACUUUGGUGGAAUCGCCACUUCUAACGGACCUGCAGCACCUAUGGAUAGGAUCAAGUCGCUGGUCACAUUCUCAAUGUUGAAUUUCUUGCCAUCACUGAAAAAUGAGCACAUGAAUGUUUACUAUGGGUGUUCAGCAUAUUUUGAACCAAACAACUCACAGUGACUUGUAGGUGAAUGGAAAUGUAUAAACCUGUACAAAUUCUUGUAAUUGAUUCAGAUAAAUGUAAUUAUAAAAUGGUAACUAAGGUUGUUUGUGAAAUUACAGUAAUCAUUGUACCUUAACAGUGAUGUCAGUAAUCAUUACUGUAUUAAUAAGGCCAUAAUAAAUAGGAGGAGUACGCUAUGUAGCCCAUUGAGCCUGUCCUGCCGUUCAAUACAAUCAUGGCUGAUCUGGUCAUGGAUUCAGUUCCAUCUACCAGCCUUGUCCCCAUUUCCCCUAAAAAGAGGUCGCCUCUACUGCUUCCCUGGGCAGAGAAUUCCACAGAUUCACUACUCUCUGGGAAUAGCAGUUUCUCCUCAUCUCCAUCCUAAAUCUAAUCUCCUGAAUCUUGAGGUUAUGGCCCCUGAUUCUAGUCACAGCUACAAGUGGAAACAACUUGCCUGCCUCUAUCUUAUCUAUCCGUUUCAUAAUUUUAUAUGUUUCUAUAGAUCGCCUCUCAUUCUUCUAAAUUCUAACAAAUAUAGUCACAAGCAACUCAGUCUCUCCUUCAUCUCCAGAACCAACCUGGUGAACCUCCUCAGCACCGCCUCCUAAGCCAAUAUAUCUUUCCUCAAGUGAGGAGACCAGAACUGUAUACAGUACCCCAGGUGUGGCCUCACCAGUACCCAGUACAGUUGCAGUAUAAGUUUGCUGCUCUUAAAUUCAAUCCCUCUAGCAAUGAAGGGCAACAAUCCAUUUGCCUUCUUGAUAAUGUGUUGCACCUGCAAACCAACCUUUUGCAAUUCAUGCAAUUCAAGUCCCUCUGUUCAACAGCAUUCUGCAAUUUUUCACCAUUUAAAUCAGAAUCAGAAUUAGGUUUAAUAUCACUGGCAUAUGUCAUGAAAUUGUUGUCUUUGCAGCAGCAGUACAAUGCAGUACAAAAUAAUGGAGGAAAAAAUUGUGUAUUACUGUAACUAUAUAUUUAUAUAUUAAACAGUUAAUUAAGUAGUGCAAAAAUGUAGCAAGGUUGUGUUCAUGGGUUCAGUGUCCAUUCAGAAAUCAGAUGGCAGAGGGGAAGAAACUGCUCCUGAAUCAUUGGGUGUGUGCCUUCAGGCUCCUGUACCACCUCCUUGAUGGUAGCAAUGAGAGCAGGGCAUGUCCUGUGUAAUCGGGGUCCUUAAUGAUGGAAGCCACCUUUUCUUAAAGCACCACUAAUAAUCUUGUCUUAUGUUUUCCUUCCAAAAUAGACGACCUUGUGUUUACCAAAUUUGUAUUCCAUCUAUCAGACCCUUGCCACUCAUUUAACCUAUCUAUAUAGAACAGGCACAUAUGCAAGGGGUGAUUGAUAAGUUCAUGACCUAAGAUAGAAGGAAUCAAUUUUAGAAAACCUAGCGCAUUUAUUUUUCAACAUAGUCCCCUCCUACAUUUACACACUUAGUCCAGCAGUCGUGGAGCAUACGGAUCUUGGACCUCCAGAAAGUGGUCCACAGCAGGGGUGAUUGAUAAGUUCGUGGCCUACGGUAGAAGGAGAUGAGUUAUACAGCUCUUGUUACAUGCACGUGCAGUUCAACUCUUUGAGUGAAAAUGCAGAAAGAUUGAAUUUUCUCCUCAUCUCCUACUUUAGGCCACAAACUUAUCAAUCACCCCCGCUGUGGACCACUUCUGGACACUGACUAUUACGAGGAAGGGAUCUGUAUGCUCCACAACUGCUGGACUAAAUGUGUAAAUGUAGGGAAAAUAAAUGUUCUAGGUUUUCUAAAAUUGACUCCUCCUACCCUAGGCCACGAACUUAUCAAUCACCCCUCUUAGGUAGUUAGGGUGCCUAAAAUUUUUGCACAGUACUGUAGUAAUUUUAUUUGUUGCACUGAACUGCUGCCGCAAAAAGGAACAAAUUUCGUGAUCUGUGAGUGAUGAUAAGCCUGAUUCUGAUUUGGGUCUCUACUGUGGACUGAGAGUGGGAUGGGAGCAGGGAGAAGGAAAUCAUGGUUGGGAAAAAGGGAAGGAAGAGGGAAGAGGGGAAGGAGCGGGAAGCACCUGAGAGACAUUCUGUAAAGGUCAAUAAACCAAUUGUUUGGAAUCAAAUUACCUUGCCUGAUGUCUCAGGGCUGAGGGCGUCUGCACCUGCACCACCCCCUCCCCCUGCCCUGGCAUUCCUUCUCUGCCACCUGUCCCACACCCUCCUGCGGCGCUUCAUCCUCGUGAUGCCCAGCAUCCUUUGCUCCCUCCGCAUCCUCUACACAAUUUGCUUUUCUGCGCAGUUUGGUGUUAUCUACAGCUUAACUGUCUGAUAUACUAUUGAUCUUCUGCAAAUAUUUAUGGACUCCUAAUGUACCGUUCAAUUUACAGUCAAUCCUUAUCAGCAAAGCUCAUGUUCCCAAAACCUACACCAUCGGUUUUAUGAGUCACAGCCCACAUCUCUGAGCAUCCGACGACUCAGUCAGCUCACUCUAUCAGGUCUCCUACAGUUAUCCUGGCAUCAGGGUAGGGACCUAUUAUACAUGCAGACGCAACACAUAAAACUGAGAAGUGCACAAAGUCAUCUUUAUAAUGUAAACAUGAGGAAAUCUGCAGACGCUGGAAUUUCAAGCAACACACAUAAAAAAUGCUAGUGAACACAGUAGGCCAGGCAGCAUCUAUAGUAGUGGUCACCAACCUUUUUAAGCCCAAGAUCCCCUACCUUGACCUCAGUGAAAGGCAAGAUCUACCUACUAAAUCGUUAAGAGAAAAAACAGCUCAGAUUGUACUUCCAAUUUGAGGCCUUUUAUUUGGGCAAAUUGUAUUUGAAUUACACAAAAUACUUUUGUCAAACAUUCAAAUUAAUUCAAACGAGAAAACACUGUAACUAGCAUAUCAAACAGGCCAUAGCUGUCUUUCUUUAAGAAUAUUACAAUACUUCACACCUUUAAUUCUAAGUUUCAUUGUUUAAUUUUAUUUCAAAAUGAAAAAUAAAUGAAUAAAAAUUGACGGUUGCACUCAGUGUGAUGACUGGGGCUGAACGCCUUCUGCUAGUUCCCUGAAAUUUGGCUCAUAACUACAGACAGCCAGUCUGAGACAGUCUGUGAGGCGUAGGGUUGCCAACUGUCCCGUAUUCCCCCUGCUAAGGUAGAACGUUCCUAUGAAACCUUUUGUGCCGAAAUGCUUUACGCCGAAGAAGCAAUUACCAUUAAUUUAUAUGGAAAAAAAUUUUGAGCAUUCCCAGACCCAAAAAAAUAACCUACCAAAUAACACAUAAAUCCUAAAAUAACACUAACAUAUAGUAAAAGCAGGAAUGAUAUGAUAAAUACACAGCCUAUAUAAAGUAGGAAUAAUGAAAAUUAAGCCAAAACCGAUUCGUGGGGUAAAAAAUAUCGGCAUGUAUGCGCAUGCGCACACAGGUGCCUGCGCAAGACUCCAUGGUCAUGGUAGUCUUUCUCAGGGUAAACACAAAUGUCCCGGGAUUUGACUGCUACUUUUGUCCAUUAUUUGGGAGUGAGAACGUUGGCAACCCUAGUGAGGUGUUUGUCAGUAAGUCAGCUCCUGUACUUAGAUUUAAUAAUUUUCAUCUCUGAAAAUGCAAUUUCACAUAGAUAAGUUGACCCCAAGUAGGCACUGACUUUUAGUGGUAUAAAACCAACGCGCACACCGCGCAUUGCUUGGCCUCAUCAGUAGCAAUUGCCACCAGUUUAUGAAUGGGGAUGUCAUUUUCACGGACAUAUUUUCUAAACUCGUAAAUAUCCUCACCUCUCGUUCUUUCCUUUAAUUGCAAAACAGUGAGGAAGUCCUCCUUUGUUGUAAAAUCCUGGAAAGCCAUUCUGACAAAUACAACAAGCUGAGCUGUUUGCAUUACAUCCAGGGAUUCAUCAAACUGUAGUGAAAAAUAUUCACGCCCUCUGACGGUGACUGUACCCUCCUUGUUACUGUUGCAGGUCCAAGCGGUAUAUUACAUAUUGUGGUUGUGAUGCCGUUUUUGUUUUUAAAGUCAUUAAAAACAGUCUCUGCGGUAAUGAUCAUUGCUUCCUUGAAUAAAUCGCCAUCUGUAAAAGGCUUCUUGUGUUUAGCCAAAAGGUGACUUACACGAAACGAUGCUUCAAUAGCAGCCUUAUUUUGAGCUGGAUGUUUUGUGGAAAACGAUUGCUGGGCCUUCAACCCUGAUUUCAGCUCAACUUUCCAGGCACGAAUUGCGCUCUUUGGAGGGUAGGUGUCUUUAAAUUUCUGGUGGUUGGUGUUGUGGUGCCGCUCCAGAUUCCCUCUUUUAGUCAGUGCUUGUGUUUGGUGGCACAACAUACAUACACACUUCUCUUUCACCAAGGUAAAUAGAAAUUCCUCUUCCCAUUCUGGAUGGAAUUUGUAUGUUUUCGCCUUCUUUCGUAGAGCCUCCGCUAUGCUAUCAGGAUAUCACGAGCGAUUGCCGAUUGCGUCGCCUCUGAUCUGAGCCGACACUUACGUGCCGGGCGGCACCUAAUCAAUUAGCUUGUUUAUUUUGGCUUUUUUUCUUUAAAACGUGCUGUGUGCAUCCCAACUACCGCUGCACCACUGCACGCUUCACGGCCCGGAGGUUGAGGACACUGCCGUAUAUUGAUGUUUGCGAUAUUGAUCUUAUCCCUAAUCUGAUUGGUCACUUCGACGCAGCACAGGCUACGCUGAAAACGCGGUGCAUGGCGGGGGGAUUACACACAUGCGCACUGGGCAGAAAGAACGGAACUAAACUCCCGCAACCCCGAAACAAUCUCUCUUUACAAACAGCUUUUUAGUGAAAAUAUUGCUGUAUGAGAACCCCAAAGUUCCCCCCAGCUCCCCUCCCUCCCACAUGUACGUGGAAGCGAACAACAAUCCCCUUCCCCCUGCUGGCAAAAGAAAACAAGCAUUGGCACCAUCACCGAGCACUCAAGCAGGAGCAAAGCAUUAGCAAAGACACAGACUUGCAGUUACCCCAAAGACUUGGUGUUUCACCCGGCAUUCAACAUGUCACAGGUUGUCUCCCUCCCUAAUAAGGGAGAAGGAGGUGUAGUAACAACAACCUCUCACUCAAUGUCAAUAAGACCAAGGAACUUUAGGAGAGGAAAACCAGGGGUCCAUGAGCCAGUAAUCAUCAGAGGAUCAGACGUGGAGAGGGUCAGUAACUUUAAAUUCCUGAGUGUCACUAUCUCCGAGGAACUGUCCUGGACCCAUCAUUUAAGUACCAUUGCGAAGAAAGCACAACAGCACCUCUACUUCCUCAGGAGCCUGUGGAGAUUCGGCAUGAAAUCAAAAAACUUGACAAACUUCUAUAGAUGUGUAGUGGAAAGUGUUCUGACUGGCUGCAUUAUGGCCUGGUAUGGGAACACCAAUACCUUUGAGCGGAAAAUCCUACAAAAGGUAGUGAAUUCCACCCAGUACAUCACAGGUAAAACCCUCCCAACCAAGAGCACAUCUAUAUGAAAUGUUUGCUGUAGAAAAACGGCAUCGAUCAACCUCACCACCCAGCCCAUGCUCUUUUUCUCUCUGCUGCCAUCUGGUAGAAGGUACGGGAGCCUGGGGACUCACGCCACCAAAUUCAAGAACAGUUACUCCUCAGCUAUCAGGCUCCUGAACAAAAGGGGAUAGCUAUACUCAUUUACGGACCCUUUUAUCUUGUUAUUUCAUGCUCAUUAUUAAUUGCAAUUUAUUGAUAUCUGCCUUUGCACAGUUUGUUUACAAAUUACAGUUCCUGGUAUUUACAGUUACUGUUCUAUAGAUUUGUUAAGUAUGCCCGCAAAAAAGAACCUCAGGGUUGGAUGU
Mobula hypostoma (lesser devil ray) is the source of this 7551-nucleotide messenger RNA. It is a transcript of the gene nprl2, whose product is annotated as NPR2 like, GATOR1 complex subunit. Gene Ontology annotation, cellular component: vacuolar membrane; GATOR1 complex. Gene Ontology annotation, biological process: negative regulation of TORC1 signaling; cellular response to amino acid starvation; positive regulation of autophagy. Lineage: Eukaryota; Metazoa; Chordata; Chondrichthyes; Myliobatiformes; Myliobatidae. The coding region runs from base 78 to 1214 and encodes 378 amino acids. The record is from RefSeq and is a predicted model, not a curated record. The transcript is spliced from 11 exons. Gene Ontology annotation, molecular function: GTPase activator activity.